AUGCCUGGGUGGGAUCCCGUACCCAUCUCUCAUAGCCACCAUUUACUGUACGCGGGCGUGGCUCUGUUCUGCGGCUGCGGACACGAGGCCCUGUCCGGCACCGUCACCAUCCUCCAGAACUACUUCGAGGUGGUGCGGAGCCCCGUGGAUGCCCUGGACGUCUUCACCAUGAUUGACAUCAUCAAGUACGUGAUCUACGGCAUCGCCUCGGCUUUCUUCGUCUACGGCAUCCUGCUGAUGGUGGAGGGCUUCUUCACCAGUGGCGCCAUUAAAGACCUGUACGGAGACUUCAAGAUCACCACCUGCGGACGCUGCGUCAGCGCCUGGUUCAUCAUGCUGACAUACAUCUUCAUGCUGGCUUGGCUCGGAGUGACUGCUUUCACCUCCCUCCCGGUCUUCAUUUAUUUCAACAUCUGGAAUAUUUGCCAAAACGCUACCGUGCUGGAGGGGGCCACACUCUGCCUGGACCCACGCCAGUAUGGUAUCGUGCCCAUCGCCGAGGCGAAGACAGUGUGUGCUGGAUCAGAGAAGUUCUACAAGAUGUGUGAAUCCAACGAGCUGGACAUGACAUUCCACCUGUUCAUCUGUGCCCUCGCUGGAGCAGGAGCUGCAGUUAUUGCUAUGAUCCACUACUUGAUGGUUCUGUCUGCCAACUGGGCCUACGUGAAGGACGCCUGCCGAAUGCAGAAGUACGAGGACAUCAAGUCGAAGGAGGAGCAGGAGCUCCACGACAUCCACUCCACUCGCUCCAAGGAGCGUCUCAACGCCUACACAUAA
Molecule: messenger RNA, 777 nt
Organism: Cyclopterus lumpus (lumpfish)
Lineage: Eukaryota; Metazoa; Chordata; Actinopteri; Perciformes; Cyclopteridae
Gene: gpm6aa
Product: glycoprotein M6Aa
Biological process (GO): neuron projection development
Cellular component (GO): filopodium; neuronal cell body; plasma membrane
Source: RefSeq, a predicted model, not a curated record